UUCAUGAGCGCCUGCAUCGCAACCUGGCAGAGCUCACACGUGGGACUGCUUCGACGUCGGGCUAUGCCGCUUGUUGCUUCAGUAAUUCUGUUCAAUCGAUCCACAGGCUUCAGAUGAAGUGCCAGCGAAUCGUCUAAUUUCAGGGCAUGCAAUUUUUUCAAGCUUCUUCCUCUUCUUCUUCGUUUAUUUAAUUUAUUAUUUAUAAUUUUGUUUUGUUUGUUUCUAUUUUUGGGAUUUUCCUUUCGUUUUGUUUUGUUUUCUGUUUCUGUUCUCUUUUUCUUUUUCCAGCGGGGAGAUCGUGAAAGCUGUGUGAGAGAAGAGGUGCGAGUAUGCAUUUAGCGGGUUGAAGCAGGCGUGUGCAAUCGGGUGGCGAGGGGAAGGGCAUUUUCCUUCAGGGCUCAUUUUCUGUCUGAGAUGAUGACAGAUCGUUUUAAUAUUGAGUUUUCUUAUUUUUAUGUUUGUGCUAAUUCGAGGCUUAAGGGGAGUUUUUUUCGUUCUCUUACUGUCUGCUCUGUUUUGAUACGAUUCUUGACAUUCAAGCUUGAUGUGGUGCUGUGACAAGCACUCAGUGCAUUGCAAACUGAAUCCAGCCCUAAGAUUGUGGAAAUAAUUAGCGUUUCCGAUUCUUUAUCUAGGUUCGAGGAAGAUCUGGAAUUCGUGAGAUAAUUACGUAGCAAUUUAGCAUAACCAGCUUCGAGAUUUGAAAAUAAGAUCAGAUUAUGAACUGCUAAGAUUUGGAAAGUGCUAGGAUCUCUUACAAAGGUCUUCAAUUCAAAGUCAUGUGUUCAGCCUCUAUUUCAUGAAUAUAAUUAAGCUUUCCUCAUGUGUGUCAUGUGUGCUUUUUAUUCUUCGUGAAUACUCUCGACGCUUCUCCUGUUAAAUAGCUUAUUUGUAGUAUAGUAUGAUAAUUACUCGAUGAUACCUCUGAAGAACGUUCUUCAAUGACAUAUAUUAGUAUCACUUCUGUAUCUGAUUCUUCUUGCAAUUGCUAGUUCUCUCUAAUUCUGGUCUUUCGCUAGAAAUGUUUCUGUAAAUUAUCAAUUGUAGGGCAUGAUGGUCACUUCUCAGAGAUUCAACUGAUCCGAGCCCGUAUGUAGACAUGCGUGGCUGACAUUUUUGCGUCUCAUGCCACUCUUUUUUAGAUUAAAUACAUAUCUAUGUCCUGGAAUGGGCAAGUGUGACACGUCUAUUACCUGCGCAUAUCUCCAUACUAUUUAAACUGGUCAAUCUCUUGCAAAUUUUAGGGUUGACGUUUUUCGUAAUAUAUAUAUAUAUAUAUAUAUAUAUAUAUAUAUAUAUAUUUUCUCACUUGCGUACUUACUGCUGCGGCCUUCUUUUUAUUAUUAAUUGGUUAGGUUCUUUGCCUCACUUUGUUGCUGUCUUCUUCUUCUUCUUCUUCUUCUUCUUCUUCUCUCUCUCUCUCUCUCUUCUUUCUUUCUUAUUUAUUUAUUUGUUCAUUUGGUUAUAUAUUCUGUUCUCAGAAUUUCUUCCCCUUCAUUAUGGCUGCAAUUGAGAUGUAUAAUGUGUCUCCUAUACUUAAGUCAAGGAGGUUUAAAUGCUUAUCAUACAAUCUACAACAAUGAUAGCUGGUAGUCUGCACUUCAUUUGGAACCUCGAGAUAUCACCGUUUAUUUGUGUGAUGGCGAAGUAUUUCCUUAAGCUAUGGAAUUCGAUUUUGUAGAUGUUGAUUGUAAGUGCUUCGUAGGAUAGCGUCAUUGGAUUGCAUUGAAAUCAUUCAAAUUUCACUGCAGAGCUUGAGGCUUUGAUGGACUCAAACACGCUUGUUUGAAGAAAAUGACGACCAGCAAAGCAUCGAAACGGAGGAGACGGGAAAGCUCUAUCCAUAGUUCUUCUGAUUCUACAGAGCAGGAAUCAAUCUCAGAUGGAGAAGAAUAUUAUCAUAAAUCAAAGGGGAAACAGAAACUUAGAGAAGUUAAUAUUCAAGAUCAAAAAGAUGUCGAGAGAAAAGUGGAAUAUUCACUCGUGAAUGAGGAGAAGGCUGUGCAAGCAUGUGGUAUAUGCUUGACGGAGGAGGAGGUUGGGAGAGGCAAGCUUGACUGCUGCGACCAUUAUUUUUGCUUUGGAUGUAUCAUGGAAUGGUCCAAAGUAGAAUCGCGGUGUCCUAUUUGUAAGCAAAGAUUCGUGACAAUAGUAAAACUUCCCGUGCCAGGCAUGUCGCGUAGCCGACCACGCACUUUCCACAUUCCUCAUAAAAAUCAGGUUUAUGAGCCGUCCGAAGAAGAGAUCCGCUUGUUCACAGAUCCGUAUCUGCAUGUGGUCUGUACUGAGUGCCAACAGGCUGGAGAUGAACGGCUUCUUCUUUUGUGUGAUGGAUGUGAUGCAGCAGCUCAUACAUAUUGCGUUGGAUUAGGCCGGAAAGUUCCUCGUGGAGAUUGGUUUUGCAAUACAUGUUCUAUUCAGGUGCAAGGAUUUCAGAAUGAUGACCAUGAUGAGGUUUAUAAUGAAUCACAAGAGCACGAUGAUGGAUUUAAUGACUUACAAGAUGAGGAACAUGAUGAAGAUCAUUCAAGCCAUAUGCUCAAUGUAGUGGUCGAAGAGCAACCCAUUCAAAGGGGGCGACCCCGACGACGAGCUGCAGCCUCCCGUUUGAAUCAAGACGGUCGCAGGCACACUCGACUUCAUCCAGCUCCUACAUUAUCACAAGAAGCACGAGCUGCCAUACCAAUCCAAGAACCAAGUGGGUCCAGUCCAUUGAGCAGUGGUUCAGAAUCCACCCCAGCAAGUGCACGCACCUUAUCAUCACAGCGGAUCAUACGUCAAAGAGUUAAUGAUAUCCGGAAUAACUGGGAUCAAUUACGACGAGGGGAAGUACAAUUUGGAUCUAUUUCACGUUCGGCUUCAAGGACACUCGCAUCUCAAGCGGGACGAAAUCAAUCAGCUGAGCCAAGUAAUGAUAUUUCUCAGGCAUGGGCAAUGAUGGAACACGCUCGGGCUCUAAGAGGAGAUAGGGUAGCUCCAAAUCCUGCGCCAACAACUAGGGCUCUUGAACAUGACGAUAUUACACAUGGAGGGAAAAAUGUUAGCAGGGAAGGAAAUGCAGUGCAUUCACCAAGGUUUAGUCAAGUGCGAGAGCAAAUUGUGAGAACAGAAAGUGCUAGACAUAGUCAUCAAGUUGUAGAAAAUAGGCCUAGGAUUCAAUGGAAUCAAAGUCAACAGCAAAACCCAAGAAGAGAAAUUGCAAGUGAGGCCAGUGGUUUGAUAGAGAACAGGUUAAGUAAUCAGACAGACAUAAUUAUAAGAAGAGAUGAUGUGCGAGGAGGCAACCACUUGGUUGAAAGCACACCAAGAGGCCAUAGAGAAGAUGGAAGGGAAGGAAGUCUUGCGGUAGGUGGUAGAUCAAGUGAUCAUAGAGGUGGUCGAAUCAGUGGUCGAAGGGACAUCAGUUCUGUUCAUGGUAUUCAGGAAAACAAUGUACGGGACUUAAGAACAUUUAUAGAUAACAAUGAUCGAGAUCGUGAAAAAGGGAGUAUGCCUGGCAGCUCUGGUGAAAACGAGGGACAUCGCGUUGUGGACAGAAGUGGAAGGAGGUCACAUGUUGAAGACCAGCAAACCCCUAGACUUCGCGCAAGAGGGAGCUCUGGGGAGAGGAGAGAAUUGAAAGAACAGUUAGCUCAUUAUGUAAAAACAGAGCUCAAGCCACUCUAUCGUUUGGGGCAUAUUGAUAAGCGACAACAUAUUAGAAUUGCGAGGUUGGCAACGCAAGAGUUGUUAGCAGCAUUUGGAAUAGAGCACAGGGGUCCUGAAACACGUGCGUUUGGGAGUUUUAGUACUGCUUGUACCCACUUGUCUUCUUCAUCUUCUUCAGUAUUCCCCAACUGUUGCAUGCAAUGUGUGAAACAUAACGUGAGCAAAGUUGUAGGAGUGUUGGUGAAGAAAACUGUCGGUAAUAGCAUCUUGUAGAAUUCUAAUUCUCGUCUCUAAGCAUUUGGUGUUCAAUUAAUUCUAACAAAUAUAAAGUUACGUUUUUGUUGCUGA
Molecule: messenger RNA, 3996 nt
Organism: Physcomitrium patens
Lineage: Eukaryota; Viridiplantae; Streptophyta; Bryopsida; Funariales; Funariaceae
Source: RefSeq, a predicted model, not a curated record